AUGGCUAUCACUGUUGGUAUUAAUGGUUUCGGUAGAAUUGGUCGUUUAGUCCUCAGAGUCGCUUUAUCCAGACCCGACGUCAAGGUUCUUGCCGUCAACGAUCCUUUUAUUUCUGCUGAUUAUGCUGCCUACAUGUUCAAGUACGACUCCACCCAUGGUAAAUACUCUGGUGAAGUCAAAUCAAUUGAUGGCGGUAUUCAAAUCGACAACACUUUGAUCAAGGUUUUUAACGAAAGAGAUCCAUCAAACAUCCCAUGGGCUGCAGAAAAAAUCGAUUUUGUUAUCGACUCCACUGGUGUCUUCACCACUUUAGACACUGCUCAAAAACACAUUGACGCUGGUGCCAAAAAGGUCAUCAUCACUGCUCCAUCAAAGGAUGCCCCAAUGUUCGUUGUCGGUGUCAAUGAAGACAAGUAUACCUCAGACUUGAACAUUGUCUCCAAUGCCUCCUGUACCACCAACUGUUUGGCUCCUUUAGCUAAGGUCAUCAACGACACCUUUGGUAUCAAAGAGGGUUUAAUGACCACUGUCCACUCCAUCACUGCUACCCAAAAAACCGUUGAUGGUCCAUCCCAAAAGGACUGGAGAGGUGGUAGAACUGCUUCUGGUAACAUUAUCCCAUCAUCCACUGGUGCUGCUAAGGCUGUGGGUAAAGUCAUCCCAGAAUUAAAUGGCAAAUUAACUGGUAUGUCUCUCAGAGUUCCAACUGUUGAUGUCUCUGUUGUUGAUUUAACUGUCAACUUGGAAAAACCAACAACCAUCAAGGAAAUCAAUGCUACAAUCAAGGCUGCCUCCGAAGGUAAAUUAAAGGGCAUCUUGGGUUACACUGAAGAUGCUGUUGUUUCUUCUGAUUUCUUGACUGACCAAAGAUCCUCAAUCUAUGAUGCCUCUGCCGGUAUCUUAUUAACCCCAACUUUUGUCAAAUUAGUCUCAUGGUAUGACAACGAAUAUGGUUACUCUACCAGAGUCGUUGAUUUAUUGCAACACGUUGCUAAAACCUCUGGUUUCUAA
Molecule: messenger RNA, 1011 nt
Organism: Ascoidea rubescens DSM 1968
Lineage: Eukaryota; Fungi; Ascomycota; Saccharomycetes; Ascoideales; Ascoideaceae
Product: type I glyceraldehyde-3-phosphate dehydrogenase
Exons: 1
Coding region: 1-1011 (336 amino acids)
Biological process (GO): glucose metabolic process
Molecular function (GO): NADP binding; NAD binding; oxidoreductase activity, acting on the aldehyde or oxo group of donors, NAD or NADP as acceptor
Source: RefSeq, a predicted model, not a curated record